Colletotrichum gloeosporioides is the source of this 6603-nucleotide messenger RNA. RefSeq names its product Non-reducing polyketide synthase hmp3. Gene Ontology annotation, biological process: fatty acid biosynthetic process; secondary metabolite biosynthetic process. The record is from RefSeq and is a predicted model, not a curated record. The annotation marks the transcript as partial. The transcript is spliced from 2 exons. Lineage: Eukaryota; Fungi; Ascomycota; Sordariomycetes; Glomerellales; Glomerellaceae. Gene Ontology annotation, molecular function: phosphopantetheine binding; fatty acid synthase activity.
CAAGAACACCACCUUCCUGAGCACACAAUGACGGUGGUAACGCCAACACCAACGAUCCUCCUCUUCGGAGGCUACACGGAGCCGUGGCUCGAGUCGAUCGACCGCAUCCAUGAGCAGGCCGGCAAAUGCGCCUGGCUCCGGCUGUUCUUAGACGACGUGGCGUCGGCCGUCCGGGCGGAGACGCGGCAUAUGCACCCCAAGAUCCGGAACAGUCUGGGGCCUAGUGGUAUCUUUUCCAGUGUUCAGGAAGUCGCGGACUUAUAUCGCGAUCAUGAUGACGAUGUUGGGUUUGUGCAGUGUAUCAUGUCAUACAUUGUGCGGGCUGUUAUUCUUUUAAGAUGGGUCCAUGAUUCACCAGACGCCUUGAAAGCGAAUCCCAGACCCGAGGGGCUGGGCAUCUCAGGAGGUCUGAUCAACGCCGCGGUCCUGGUCAUAUCAGACGACUUCGAGUCGCUCCGUGAAGCCAGCGUCGUCACUGCUGGGUUCGUAUGUCGCCUGUGCGAGGUUGCCGGGCAGGUCUCACGAGCUGUGGAAGACGGCGGCAGCGGCAGCUCCUCCUCAUGGGGCUGUGCCGUCGUGGGCAUCACGCCCGAGAAGCUGGACGGCAUCCUUCACCAGAUCCAGGAGAGCAGCAAAGUCCCAAGCCUGAAGAGAGCGCGGGUGGGCAUCCGAGGCGACCACUGGGGCACCGUUGUCGGCCCUCCCUCGGUGCUCGACGCGUGUUUAAAGGACUCUAGACUGGGAGAUGUCGCCACGCAGAGGCUUCCUAUCUACUCGAUGCAGCACAACCACGAGCUUUCACAAUCACAUCGCGAGUACAUUGCCGGAAACUCAGCCCUCCAUUCCAAGUCUAUUUAUCCGGGAUCUCAACUUUGGGGCCUUCGGGUUUCCGAUGAAGACGACGAUACCGUUCUUCCCACCUACGCAAAUUGGGGUCAGCUGCUUCUGAGCGUGGCAGACUAUGCCUUUUCAAGACCGGUUGACUUGGUGGACAUGGUGAAAAGGUUGAACAGCCAUCUCGGCGCAGAGUCUUGCCAAGGCGUGCAACUCUCGAUAAUAGGUCCGACGUGGUUCGCCGGCUCUCUCACCAGCAAACUCAAGGCAACAGGCAGACGGGUCUCGGUCGCACAGCACACCGAACUCGGGAGCGAGAAUCAUGAAUCGAGAUCGCAGGAAGCUGUAGACAGCUACGAAGGGCGUAUUGCCGUGGUGGGCAUGGCCGGACGUGCCCCCGAGUGCGACGACCUGGAGGAAUACUGGAACAUCAUCGAAUCCGGUCGCGAUAUCGCGCGUGAGAUCCCCCAAGGACGGUUCGACGCUGACAAGCUUUUCCAAACCAAGCAGAGCCCCAACUGUGUGUCAACGUGCAAGAUGGGAUGCUUCCUCGACAAGCCGGGACACUACGAUUCGCGGUUCUUCCGCGUGUCACCACGCGAGGCUCUCAUCAUGGACCCAGGUAGCCGGCUAUUCCAGAUGGCGUGCCAUGAGGCGCUGGAGUCGGCAGGCUAUUCAUGCGGCAAAACAAAGGCCGUGGAUCCGAGUCGCAUCUCCGUCCUCUUCGGCCAGAGCAACGUGGACGGGUACGAGACGGCGCACCAUGAGAAAGGCUGCGACGCAUACACACUACAAGCCCUCGCGAGACCCUUUGCAGGUGGCCGUGUCGCCUUCCACUACGGUUGGGAGGGCGCGACAUAUUCCAUCGACCAGGCCUGCUCGACCUCACUCUCGCUCAUCCACCUAGCCUGCCGGGGUCUGCUGGCGGGCGACCACGAUAUGGUGGUUGCCGGUGCCGCCAACGUGCUGGCCUCACCACAUGGAUGGUGUCUGCUGAGCAAGGCAGGUGUGCUUUCGGACACAGGCAACUGCCGGACCUUCCGGGAUGAUGCUCAGGGGUACUGCCGCGGAGAGUUUGUAGGUGUCGUGGUGCUGAAGCGUCUUGCUGACGCCAUCGCCCACAAUGAUCGUAUCCUCUCCGUCAUCCCCGGCUCAGCGCGCAACCAAGCUGGCAACUCGGCCUUCCUCACUCAGUCAGAUUCAGGGGCCGAGGAACGCGUGCUGCGCCAGACGCUGCGACAGGCGCGUCUCAGCCCGCGGGAUAUUGCGUACGCUGAAAUGCAUGGUACUGCGACUCCUGUUGGCGACCCAUGUGAGAUGACAGCCGUCGCGAAUGUGUUGGGCCGGAGACGCAGGACGCCGGCCGGGGGUAAGGAGGAGGCCGACGGCGAAGAUGCAGACCAGCCCCUGACGGUUGGAUCUGUGAAAGCGAACAUCGGUCACAGCGAAGCGUCCUCUGGAGUUGCUUCGGUGAUCAAGGCCAUCCUCAUGUUCCAGAAACAGAUGCUGCCGCCACAGGCUGAUAUGCCGCACGCCCUCAACAAGCAGUUCCCAUCAUUGGAGCAUAAUAAGAUCAGAAUUCUGAGCAAGGCCGCCCCGUUCCGUCCUGAGAGCGGGAAGAGAAGGCGUAUUCUGGUCAACAACUUCGACGCUGCGGGCGGGAACACAGCCUUGGUGGUGGAAGAUUUUCAAGGCCCGGACACAAAGGCCGUAACUUCUAGCACUGAAAUUGACCCGCGAUCAGCACACGUUGUUGUGCUCUCGGCACACACGGCCGCGUCGCAUCAAGCCAACAAAUCCCGCCUGGCAAGAUGGCUUGCUGCGAACCCAUCCGUCCGUAUCGAGGACGUUGCAUACACGACCACGGCCCGAAGGGUCCACCAGGCUUCUUUCCGCUUUUCCUGUGUCGCAUCUUCUACAAAAGAGCUUGUCCAGGCACUGGAGUCUGACUCCAAGCCGACCACAACCAAGACAUCGCCCGUAAUCUUCGUCUUCACCGGCCAGGGCUCACACUAUGCCGGCAUGGGCGCCGAGCUUUAUCGGACUAGCACAGUCUUUAGGGACACUGUGGACCUUUGCCAGCACAUCCGCAGCGGAUUCGGAUUCCCACCUUUCUUGGACAUCAUCACCGGAGCUGGAAGCGGGGCACGGGCCGGAGCCGGGAUCGGAAGUGGGGCUUGGAGUACGGCGCAGACGCAGCUCGCCGUGCUGGCGCUGGAAAUCGGUCUCGCUACCUUCUGGCGGCGCUUGGGAGUCGAGCCGGAUCUUGUGAUGGGGCACUCCUUGGGCGAGUAUGCUGCCCUGCAUGUGGCCGGCGUGCUCUCACUCGCUGACGCCCUCUACCUCGUCGGUUCUCGCGCCGCGUUGGCCAUGCAAAAGUGUAACAGCCAAGGUGUCUGCGCCAUGCUCGCUAUUGCGGCACCCGCAGACACCGUGCAAGAUCUGCUCAGGGAUCUGGGCCUUGAUGCCGACAAGUGCUCAGUUGCUUGCCUCAACAGUCCCAGCGCGUCGGUUGUGAGCGGGACAGUCGACGCCGUCGCACGACUCCAGGGAGCGCUCAUGAAGCAGAAGACGCGCUCAAAGGUACUUCCGCUGCCUUUCGGUUUCCACUCAUUUCAGGUCGACGCUAUCCUGGACUACUUCGUGGCGCUCGCAUCUGGUCCUGGCAUCACAUACUCCCUGCCGCCAAAGGUGCCCGUAGCCUCGACGCUACUAGCCUCUAUUGUGGACGAGAAUGCUGCCGCAGGAAGUCUCCAGUUCGGUCCUGAAUACCUUGCCAAGCAAGCUCGAAACCCCGUCGACUUUGUCGGCGCGCUCCAUGCCGUCCAGGCUAAGUUCAAGGACAGUAACCCGGUUUGGCUCGAGAUCGGGCCAAGCCAGGUGUGCGGCGCAUUUGUUCAGGAGACUAUCUCGCCGCCGACUGGCCAUGUCGUAUCGACGCUGAAGGCUGCCGGCUCGAGUCCUUGGGUGGGUAUCUCGGAGUGUCUGGCCAGCCUGUACGUGAACGGUUGCGAUCCGGACUGGCUCCUGCUCCACGCGCCAUUUGAGAAGAACCUCCAGCUACUCACAUUGCCCUCGUAUUCCUGGGAUACCAAGGACUUUUGGAUUGCCUACAAGGAGAAAAAGUUGGUAGAUGGGCCUGCUGCUCGUGAUGAUGGUGCUCCGGGACAUCUAGCUCGCCAACAGCCCAUCAUAUCCACUUGUGCGCAGUACAUCGUGGACAAGACCAAAGACAAGGAUGGCAAGACCCGCGUCACCGUCGGCGCUUCGAUUGCAAUCCCAGGACUCCUUGCCAUGAUGGAAGGUCACCGUAUGCAAGGCGUAGGUCUCUGCCCCGGCUCCGUCUUCAGCGAGGCCGCCUUUGUCGCAGCCAAGUGCGCGCUUGAGCACCGCAACGGCAGGAAGAUGGACGAUAACUUCAACAUCAUGGAACGCUUCAGUCUCCAGAAAGCCAAUCUGCAACGUCCGCUCACGGCCAGCAUCGUUGGUCCGGAUGGUGAGCUUCACGCCACAGCUGUCAUCGAGUCGGAGGGUGUUGUCCAAGUUUCGUUCAAGGCGCUGUCUCGGUCGUCAGCACGCUCGUUCGACCUGGGCCGCUGCGACGUCGUAGUCCACAACGGCAUUCAGCCCAACGCUGAGUCGGACUCCUUCUAUAUCAGGGCGAGAAUGCUUGAGGUGCAGCGGUCUUGCAGCAGCAGACUGCCAGCGAGCAUCUUCUACGCUCUUUUCUCGCGUGCCGUCCAGUACGCGUCUGACAAUUACCGUUGCAUCAGGGAGGCGUUCGUCUCGGACGACUUUUCGGAGGCGGUGGCCGAAGUUGUACCUGUCCGCGACCCCGCUGACGUGACUUUUGUGGCGGGAUCCCCUUACUGCGGCGAAGCGCUGGCACAUCUAGCCGGUUUCUUGGUCAACUGUCAUCCUAGCCGGGUCUCCUCUCGGACGGGCGCGAGCUCGAGCUACAUCAUGGAUAGCCUCGAACGGUUCGAGCAGAUGGCGAAGAUUGAGCCUGGUCGGUCGUACUGGACAUACGCGCGUGUCUCUGAGAGGAAAGCUGACUCGGCCGUCUGCGAGGUCGUUGUUUUUGACGAUGCUGACAGGCUGGUCAUGAGGACCUGGCGGAUGAGGUUCCACGAGGUGCCCAACGCGGCUUUAUUGCAAAAUCUGGCGCCUGGGUCGGGUGGCAGGCAGCAUCAAGACCAGGGCCGACCAGAAAAGGCUGGUGGAGGCGUCGCGAAUGUAGGGCAGACGCUUCCACCGGCAAAGGCUUCCGACAUGAUAGUGGCCAAGACGGAGAAUGAGACGAGGGCCAAGCCGCUCUCUGUAUUGCCGGAUCAAGACCAAGCCUUCGCCGAUGAUAGCAGCCAACAAGCCCCUAGCCAGGCCAAGGUCGGCUUGCUCUCAGUCAUCCUCGAGAGCAUUGCUGAAGAGACAGGCUUAGACACGACGGAGCUGACUGAUGAUGCCGCGCUGGCUGACCUGGGCGUGGACUCCAUCAUGGCCGUGGAGAUCUGUACCCGGGUUAAGGAGAAGUCGGAUUAUCCACUGUCUCCACUGUUCAUGUUGGAGUAUCCGACGAUAGGUCACCUUGUCCAGUCGUUUGGUACACCAAAGCCACAAGAACAACCACAGAGACAAGAGAAGGAGACACCAAACCAGAAAGAACAACAGAUGGAACAACAGAACACAACGGUAUCCACACCUUCUGUUCAAACUGGUGAUUCCACGGCCUCCGGAGGGACACCUGUAGCCGAGCGCACCCCGGAGUCGUCGUCAUCUUCGUCGGUAGUUGAUGAAAAGACCACCAGCGAUGAGCCUCUUCCAAAAGCCCGAAUUACCAUGCUGCAAGGACGACCACAGGCUGGCAAGGGGCGCCUGUACUUGGUCUGUGAUGGCGGUGGUAGCAUCGCCACCUACAUCCAUCUGCUCCGCCGCCAAUUUCCCCUACCUGUCUACGGCAUCGACUCACCCUUCCUGCGCUGCCCGUCACGGAUGACGACACAGGUUGGCAUUGUCGGCGUUGCCAAGAUCAUGGUGGAAGCUCUCAUCGAGACUCAGCCCAAUGCUGGCCUCUCCGAAGCCGAAGAGGACACCAUUGUUAUCAGCGGCUUCUCCGGUGGGUCUCUGUUCUGCUAUGAAAUGUGCCGCCAACUCCUGGCACAAGGGCGGCGCGUGGCCGGCAUCGUGAUACUGGACAUGCGCUGUCCUCUCCCGCCGCCGCCGCCAUCAGCAGCAGCCUGGUCGGACGAGGAGACUUGGCCCGUCUUCUUCACCACCUCGGGAGAGCACUUCAUCGGUAAUACCCCGGGCUUCGACAUCACGGAGCACCUGCGCGCCAUGUUCACGUGCGUUCUGGAUUACCACCCGCCGUCCCUAGCAGACGCCGGAUCAGUUCUUCGCAUUCCCGCCGCCGUCGUCUGGUGCAAGGGAGGCAUGGUGAGCCGUCUCAGGCGGCGCCGGCCUGAGCUCGUCGCCAAGCUCGCCGACAUGAGCUACCCUGUUGAGUCGUAUCCGGGGUUCAUGGAGAACCCGAAGCUGGGCGCAGUGGCGUGGAGCCUGCCGGACAAAAAGUCCGAAACGGACCUGGGCCCUGGUGGCUGGGACAAGUAUGUAGGUGCCGGUGAGAACGGCGAGGUAGGCAAGAAUAUGGUGUGCUUGGCUGUUGAGGGGGACCAUCAUGACGCUAUUGCUCCUACCCGGGCGCAUCGCUUGGCGGAGUCACUGGACAGGGGUGUCAGGUUUGUGCUUGGAAAGAAAAGCUCUUCAACUUAG